CGCACCUGCGCGGCCAUCUUGGACUACUCGCUAGCAACGGACACUGAACAGCAGAGAAAAAGGAGUUAAUUACACCUUAACGUGACAAAACAGGGAUAUGUCCGCUAGAAUCAAGGAUAUAUGAAACAGACCAAACACAGAGGAACGACUAGGGGACGAUAACGGAGACGGUACAGCAGCCAUCUAAGUGCCUCGGAUACCCAGACCUUCAAGUCAUCUUUUUUGCCGGAGUAGGAAGGAAGAGUCGAGUCACCGACAGAAAAACAUCCAGAGUGAAACCAUGAAUCCUGAAUAUGACUAUCUGUUCAAGCUCCUGCUCAUCGGAGACUCUGGAGUAGGGAAGUCCUGUCUUCUGCUCCGUUUUGCAGACGACACCUACACAGAGAGCUACAUCAGCACCAUCGGAGUGGAUUUCAAGAUCCGCACCAUUGAGCUGGACGGCAAGACCAUCAAACUGCAGAUUUGGGACACUGCAGGUCAAGAAAGGUUUCGUACCAUCACCUCCAGUUACUACCGUGGAGCCCACGGCAUCAUAGUUGUAUAUGAUGUGACAGAUCAGGAGUCCUACAACAACGUGAAGCAGUGGCUUCAGGAAAUCGACCGCUAUGCCAGCGAAAACGUCAACAAGCUGCUGGUGGGAAACAAGUGCGACCUGACCACCAAGAAGGUGGUGGACUACACAACAGCCAAGGAGUUUGCUGACUCCUUGGCGAUCCCGUUCCUGGAGACGAGCGCCAAAAACGCCACCAACGUGGAGCAGGCCUUCAUGACCAUGGCUGCAGAGAUCAAGAAGCGCAUGGGCCCCGGGGCCACGGCCGGCGGCGACAAGCCCAACUUAAAAAUCGAGAGCACCCCCGUCAGGCAGUCUGGAGGGGGCUGCUGUUAAAGGACCCCCGUGCCUCCACCACCCUGACCAUCACCUCCACUACCUUCACACUGACAUCUCCCGUUCUUCUCCUUCUGUGCCCCCCACAUCCUCACCAUCAUCCCACCAUUCUGCCAUAACACCCUGUAACCCCGCUCUCUGGCCCCCACCCCCUCUGUCACCCUGCCUGGCAAACAGAGGAGUAAACUGUAAGAGAUUUAAGAUCAGACCUGCGCACCACUCACCAAACACCAGAGAAGAGGAAAGGCAGCCAGUGUGUGAGGGAGACCCCCAGAGGACAGAGAGAAAACACAUGGGUGGAGGGGGGCAUUGAUCUAGAGUUGAAGAUGAAGUUUAGAGCUUAUCUAUACACACACACACACACACACACACACACACACACACACACACACACACACACACACACACACACACACACACACACACACACACACACACACACACAGUAGGAGGUGUUCCUGUGUUCCUGAAUAGCAGCAGCCUCUGACUCUGACUCAUCGUUGCCAUUUAUUGAUGAGGAUCCAGGGGAAGCCUGUUCACUGAGCCUCCUCUUCCUCAGCUCCAUCCUUUCUCUCUUCAGGUGCGUUCAGACACAAAAUGAAGCAAAAUUUUACCCUCAUUUGUUUAAAUGUAAUCGAUUCACCCCAAACAGCUGUACAGAUGUUAGCUCAGAGUUGCUUCCUUCCAGUUUCUCUCACCUCUGUAUGUUUAUUAUGCGCUUACUUGUCUCUCCAUUGACUUUGUAUGUAACUACACGACUCUGACUUUUGCAUCAUACUCUGUCUGAACACACCUUUAAGUUCUCAUCACGCUUCAAACAAACCAGGUCUCUCCGUGUCAUCAUCGUCACGGUGCUGGUCUUGGUCACAGAAGUGGAGAAUAAAAAAAAAAACACCAAAGUACAAAUGAUUUCAGACUUUACUCUGAGCAGUUUGAGUCACACUGAGGUCUGUGGUGCUUCAGAGGAAAGUGACACAGUGAACUUAAUCUUAAUAAAGUGUUGUAGUGACCUCAGUCUGAACCAGUAAUGAGAUCAGAGACUGCAGGUGGUCUGACAGUAGCUCCACACCUGAGGUAGAAGAGAGUCGCUGGAGGCCCAGUUAAUUCCACAUGUGAACGUUAGAGCUGGGGUGAGGAGGAGGGGGAGGAGGGGGAGGAGGGAACUGUAACAUAUACUGUUUUUUCAUAUGUAAGAGAAAGAAAUGUGACAAAAUGCUGUAACAUUUAGCACCGUGACCUUCUGGAUGACACUAAAUAUUACAGUCAGAGGGCAGAUAGCUCCAGAUGUGGUGGUGGUGGAGGGAGGGAGAUUGGGGGGGGGGGGUCUCUUAGUUAGACACUCUGACAAACAGAAGCAAUUGGUAAUAUCCUGCAUUGAUCUUACAAUUACUGUUUUAUUAUUGUUGUAGUUUUAUUGUUUUUUAUUUUCCAUUGAUGCUUCUGACGGAGACGACAGAUAGUCGUUUCGCUCUUGCUUGUUUGCAGAUGAAGCUGGGGUGGAGAUGUGGUGUGGGUGUGUCUGUUGGCUGAGGAGGCGGGGUCUUAACAAAAGCUGCUGUUCCUUCCCUGAGGUCGACCUGUCUGUCAAACACAGUUGUUUCCUUUUGGUUCACACCUGUCUCCUCUGCUUCCCCGUGCUCCAGUUUGUGCCUCUUGUUUAGUUUUACUCUGAUUCUUAAGGCCUCAGUUUACUUCAAAUGAACUGGGUCAUACAAAAUGUCAAGUGUGUCCACCUGCUCUGAAGGGCCACAAAAAGCCUGUUGUGAUGGCGAGGGGCCACAUGAAGCAAACAUGUCCCGGUGAAGUAAAGAGGGUUUCAGACACUUUGUUUGAAGCAAACUGAAGCCUUUAAAUUCAGCCGAGGAUGUUGUUUAACAGAGGAAAUAUCCAUGAUCUAUACACAGACAUGGACACUGGACGACCUCACCUGUCCUCUGAGAACACAGGUGUGUCUAGGUGUGAUGAAGGAGCAUUUUCAGUUUGUUAAAGUUGUAUUUCAGCACAAAACAUUUUUGACGUCCGAUUUUCAACCAGCACAGACGUGCUGAUAAAGUCUGUAAAAUGUGGUAGAAAGCUCUGGCAGAGGAUAGUAAGUGGACCUUGAGUUAAGAUGUUUUUUAUUACCUGACACUACAGACACAUGUUGGUCAGAACCAGGAAGUCCUGUAACAAACUGGGGCUGGUAGUUUCUCCUCUCUGCUGUACGAGACGGUUACGUGAAUGGAUUUGUCUGUUUGCCCUGACUGCAACUGGUUGGCAUAGUAACGCUGAAAUCAGAGACAGGUAUGAGGCUGUUUACAUGGCUCUCUGCCUCAGAGUGGGGUGAGGUCUCGGUGCUGUUCCAGGGUCUCUACACUUCUGUAUGUGAAGCCUUAUUAACCUGAGAUGCAACUUUUGACCCAGUGUGAAGAAGAUCUGGAAACUGUUGUUGUUGUUUUUGUUGUUGUUGUUGUUGUAGGAAGCUGGUGACACUUUAAACUGUACUAGAGAGGCAUCAGAGCUUUUUGAAGACGUCUCUCUCUCAGUUCUGUGGUGUAGUUGUUCAAAGCAGGGAGUCAGUUUGAUCAUGUGUGUUGUGUUUAGUGGCGUCUGGAGGUUCAGGGACUGACUGGUCCUGGUUUGCUGACCGGAUAUGAACUCCCUGCUCCCCCCGCCAGCAGACCAUGUCACCGCAGCUCCAUGACUUCCUUCAGACCCUUUCUGAUGGGCCCCUCCACUCGGGCUCUGUUCCCUCUCCUGGACCUUGUCAGUGUUUCAGGUACGACGCUGCCUCGGGCCGCGAUAACGCGUCACAAAGAAAAUGUAGCCGCAAAAAAUGCAAGUUCAGCCUCAUCAUCAUCAUCGUCAUCAUCAUCAUCUCUGCUCAGUCAGCGCUUCAGUGAUCAGAGCGGAGCUCAGAUGUGACGCCUCUGAUCGUGUCAGUGUCGGUUUACACGUAUAUUUUUAGAUUUGUCGAGCUGAACUGGAAUGCUGUAGUUUGCUGAGCAGGAAUCUCACAUUAAGGGGGAGGGAAGGAAGCAGCAGUGUGUGUGUGUGGGUGUUUGUGUGUUUGUGUGUGUGCGCAGAGUGGGGAGGGGUCGUGUGUAACAUUCCCCAGCUUUUCGGACACGUGUUGGUCUCCCUGCAUCACGCCAGUCUCACUUGAGUAGAUGCAGAACAAGCAAAUUAAGUCUCACACACACACACACACACACACACACACACACACACACACACACACACAUACAUAUAUACUGGACAUUUUGAUGACUGAUUUCCUUUUUUUUAAUCUUUCUUUCAACGAGUCUUGAUGUUCUACUGAUUUUACUGUGCUCAUUGAAUACUCUACUGUGUUGUUUGGGCUGGGGGAGUAUGAGGGGACACUGGGUGGGGUGGGGUGGGGUGGGGGUGGGGGGACCUUGGGGUGAGGCUUUUGCUUCUGAAUGUGAUUCUGAUGAAACAAUGCUUGACUUUUUUUCUUCUGUUCUCUUUUUGUAUUGGUUUGGGUUUGUAUGUCAUUUGCACACCUGUUCAUCGCUGUUUAUUGGCUCAAUAAAGACACUCACCAGGUGUUUGUUAAUAAAAAGCACUGGGCGGGAACUUCCUGUCACUCACCUUCUGUCUUCUUUCUGUUCUGCUUGGCGCUGUCUCCCUGCUUAGUUUGAUCAUGUUUUUUUUCUGUAAAUACUAUAAAUAUAUAUAUAUAUAAUAAAAUGAUGAAAAACAUCAACGUCAA
Messenger RNA from Seriola aureovittata, 4601 nucleotides. It is a transcript of the gene rab1ba, whose product is annotated as zRAB1B, member RAS oncogene family a. NCBI's taxonomy places the organism in Eukaryota, Metazoa, Chordata, Actinopteri, Carangiformes, Carangidae. The transcript is spliced from 6 exons. The record is from RefSeq and is a predicted model, not a curated record. Gene Ontology annotation, molecular function: GTP binding; GTPase activity. Bases 281 to 886 code for a protein of 201 amino acids.